AUGUCCUCUGCAGUAUCACAGAGCAAUGGCUCCCCGCUAUUGCGGCCACGGGCCAUUUUGAAGAAGCUUGAUGAGCCUAACAAUUUCUCCUUGGAGAAAAGCUCUCUUGACUCGAGUGGACGUUCGACUCCUGUCGCCGAAGAUGCCCCCCCGUCUGUCCAAUCCAUAUCGCACGCCAGAAAGCAAGCUAGAGCUCGCAACCGGUUGUUCUAUACUAUUGAUUAUAUUCCUCGUGUAUCGCACUUUGACCCGAAAAGCGACUAUCAUAACUUCCGCGGAUUCUUUACACUUUUUUGGAUUGGGUUGUUUAUCAUGGUGGUCACGACCGCACUUCGGAACGUCAAGGAUACCGGUUCCCCACUGCGAGUGAGGGUAUGGAGUAUUUUGACAACGAACGUCUGGUCAAUGGGUUUCAGCGAUCUUGCUAUGGUGGUUAGUAGUGCGGUGGUCUUGCCGCUCCAUCGCCUAUUCAGGAAGAGUAAUGGAUGGCUGCGAUGGGGAAGAGGGGGUAUUGUAGUACAAAGCGUUUUUGAAGCAGCUUGGCUCAUCCUAUGGAUCAAUUGGCCGUUCAUGUUGCGCUGGACCUGGACUGCGCAGGUAUUCUUUACCUUGCACACCUUGACAUUUCUCAUGAAGAUACAUUCUUAUGCAUUCUACAAUGGUCAUCUCAGCGAGACCGAGCGCCGCUUGUCCGCACUUGAUAACCCAGGGUCAGCGUUAAUGGAUGCGGCUGUCGUCCGGUAUCCGGAACCAGCCCCUCGUCGGCCUCCGACACAGCGGCAUUCGCGAUCGGAGUCACUUCAAGAGCUGCGCGAAGAUUUGGCGACUGAAUUGACCUCGCCGCUAGGCCAUGUCACAUACCCGCAGAACCUCACCCUUCAUAAUUACGUCGAUUUUACUUUUUGUCCUACUCUCUGCUACGAGUUGGAAUAUCCUCGGAGCAAGAAUAGAUCGUGGUCAGAAAUUGGCCUGAAAACGCUUGCUGUCUUUGGUUGUAUAUUCCUGUUGACCCUCACUAGCGAAGAGUUCAUUCUCCCCGUCCUCAGUGAGGCCAAUACUCAGUUGCAUUUGAAACAGAGUGCAGCAGAUAAAGCCUUGACCCUUGCAGAAACAAUCAAUAUGCUUCUAUUUCCAUUUAUGAUCACGUUUUUACUGGUAUUUCUGGUCAUUUUCGAAUAUGUGCUUGGUGCAUUUGCGGAGAUCACCUGUUUCGCUGAUCGCCACUUCUACUCGGACUGGUGGAAUUCCUGCGAUUGGCUCGAAUUCUCCCGCGAAUGGAAUAUCCCAGUCCAUCAUUUUCUCCGUCGACAUGUCUAUUUCCCUUCCAGAGCCCGCUUUUCUCAGUCAGUCGCCAUGUUCAUUACUUUCCUCGUGAGCUCUAUCGCCCAUGAAUUGGUAAUGAGCUGCAUCACCAAAAAGCUCCGUGGCUACGGAUUCAUCGCCAUGAUGCUCCAACUGCCAAUCGUUGCAGUCCAGCAAUCAAAAUACUUCCGAGGCAAGACAACUCUUAGAAACAUAUUCUUCUGGCUAUCAAUGAUCUUCGGUCUCGCUUGUAUGUGUGCAUUAUACGUUCUCGUUUAG
Messenger RNA from Aspergillus alliaceus, 1581 nucleotides. RefSeq names its product putative sterol o-acyltransferase (APE2). Bases 1 to 1581 code for a protein of 526 amino acids. Gene Ontology annotation, cellular component: endoplasmic reticulum membrane. The transcript is spliced from 6 exons. Gene Ontology annotation, molecular function: ergosterol O-acyltransferase activity. Gene Ontology annotation, biological process: ergosterol metabolic process. The record is from RefSeq and is a predicted model, not a curated record. NCBI's taxonomy places the organism in Eukaryota, Fungi, Ascomycota, Eurotiomycetes, Eurotiales, Aspergillaceae.